AAAUCGUUUAUCUAAAGCAUCGAUUUUUUAAGGCGUCGAGUGUAAAAAAGUUUCAGCGCGGCGGAGCCAUGGUUCUCAAGACUGAGCUUUGCCGAUUCAGUGGCCAAAAAAUUUACCCUGGCAGAGGAAUCAGAUUCAUCAGAUCCGACUCUCAGGUGUUUUUGUUCGCCAACUCCAAAUGCAAGAGGUACUUCCACAAUAAGUUGAAGCCAUCGAAGCUAUGUUGGACUGCCAUGUACAGAAAACAGCACAAGAAGGACGCUGCUCAAGAGGCUGUGAAGAGGAGGAGACGUGCAACCAAGAAGCCUUACUCAAGGUCUAUCGUUGGUGCUACUUUGGAGACUAUCCAGAAGAAGAGAGCAGAGAAGCCCGAAGUCCGUGAUGCGGCCAGAGAAGCUGCUCUACGUGACAUCAAGGAGAGAAUCAAGAAGACCAAGGACGAGAAGAAGGCAAAGAAGGUCGAGUUUGCUUCUAAGCAACAGAAGUCUCAAGUGAAAGGCAAUAUCCCCAAGGCUGCAGCUCCCAGAGCUUCUAAGAUGACUGGUGCUGGUGGCAAACGUUGAGUUGCGUUUUAUUGUCGCCACUCAUCAUAUCUCUUCAAUUAUCAUUCUUACUUGUUUCGACUUUGUUUUGUCAUCAGUUUUUUAUUUUUGUAGUUUUUUUUACCUAUCUGAUAUAUUAUUGUACUCGAGAUUUUUCUGGAGGCUUAUGAUUUUUUUUAUCAGCCAUCUUUUAUGUUUUUUGCUUUAAUCUUGAUAUCUGAAAACUGCCGAGUAAAAUUGAGAAUUUGGCUGUAGUUUGAUUAGUACAUGACUGGACGAUGGUUAAGCAAUUAAAAAGAGUUUAACUGA
Messenger RNA from Thlaspi arvense, 851 nucleotides. Lineage: Eukaryota; Viridiplantae; Streptophyta; Magnoliopsida; Brassicales; Brassicaceae. The record is from the annotation of a GenBank genome assembly.